AUGCCUUCUGGGACACAGAGCGCUAAUCAGAAGUUCAUGGCCGGUGUUAAACAAACCCGCGCUGCUGCAAAUAACAAGUCGGAAGAGUCUGGUUUGAACGCACUGUCGACAACAGGAGGAGACAAUCCAAAGGCAGGUGGCUCAUCCCUCAGGCCAAUUGCCAAGGGAGAUGUCAACUCAACAAGUUACAAUCCCGCCAAAGGGCCUUCCACCUAG
Messenger RNA from Hypoxylon fragiforme, 216 nucleotides. RefSeq lists its product as uncharacterized. The coding region runs from base 1 to 216 and encodes 71 amino acids. The transcript is spliced from 2 exons. The record is from RefSeq and is a predicted model, not a curated record. Lineage: Eukaryota; Fungi; Ascomycota; Sordariomycetes; Xylariales; Hypoxylaceae.